Molecule: messenger RNA, 1510 nt
Organism: Phodopus roborovskii (desert hamster)
Lineage: Eukaryota; Metazoa; Chordata; Mammalia; Rodentia; Cricetidae
Gene: Steap3
Product: STEAP3 metalloreductase
Exons: 4
Coding region: 17-1471 (484 amino acids)
Biological process (GO): copper ion import
Cellular component (GO): endosome; plasma membrane
Molecular function (GO): ferric-chelate reductase (NADPH) activity; cupric reductase (NADH) activity
Source: RefSeq, a predicted model, not a curated record
UGCAGUGUUGAGGGAGAUGGACAAACCGCUGAUCAGUCGCCGCCUGGUGGACAGUGAUGGCAGCCUGGCUGAGGUCCCCGACAAGGCCCCCAAAGUGGGCAUCCUGGGCAGUGGGGAUUUUGCCCGCUCCCUGGCUAUGCGCCUGGUGGGCUCUGGCUUCAGUGUGGUGGUGGGCAGCCGUAACCCCAAACGCACAGCUGGCCUCUUCCCCUCCGCAGCCCAAGUGACUUUCCAGGAGGAAGCUGUGAGCUCUCCACAGGUCAUCUUUGUAGCCAUGUUCCGGGAGCACUACUCCUCACUGUGCAGUCUUAGUGACCAGCUGGCUGGCAAGACCCUAGUGGAUGUAAGCAACCCCACAGAGACCGAGCAUCUUCAGGAACACCAGUCGAAUGCCGAGUACCUGGCCUCACUCUUCCCUGCUUGCACUGUGGUCAAGGCCUUCAAUGUCAUCUCUGCCUGGGCCCUGCAAGCUGGCCCAAAGGACGGGAACAGGCAGGUGCUCAUCUGUAGUGACCAGCUGGAAGCCAAGCACACCAUCUCAGAGAUGGCCCGCGCCAUGGGUUUCACACCCGUGGACAUGGGGUCCCUGGCCUCAGCCCGGGAGAUAGAAGCCAUACCCCUGCGCCUCUUCCCGUCCUGGAAGGUGCCCGCCCUCCUGGCCCUGGGGCUCUUUGUGUUCUUCUAUGUCUAUAACUUCAUCAGGGAUGUUCUGCAUCCGUACGUGCGGAAGCAUGAGAACAAGUUCUACAAGAUGCCCUUGUCUGUGGUCAACACCACACUACCCUGUGUGGCUUACGUGCUGCUGUCCCUGGUGUACCUGCCUGGUGUGCUGGCGGCUGCUCUUCAGCUGAGGCGGGGGACCAAGUACCAGCGCUUCCCGGACUGGCUGGACCACUGGCUGCGGCAUCGCAAGCAGAUCGGGCUGCUCAGUUUCUUCUUCGGAGUGCUGCACGCUCUCUACAGCCUUUGCCUUCCUCUGCGCCGCUCCAACCGCUAUGACCUGGUCAACCUGGCUGUGAAGCAGGUCCUGGCCAACAAGAGCCACCUCUGGGUUGAGGAAGAAGUCUGGCGUAUGGAGAUCUACCUCUCCCUGGGUGUGCUGGCCCUGGGUAUGCUGUCACUGCUGGCUGCCACCUCACUCCCAUCCAUUGCCAAUUCACUCAACUGGAAGGAGUUCAGCUUCGUGCAGUCUACUCUGGGCUUCGUGGCCCUGAUGCUGAGCACGCUGCACACACUCACCUACGGCUGGACCCGCGCCUUUGAGGAAAACCACUACAAGUUCUACCUGCCGCCUACGUUCACGCUCACACUGUUCCUGCCCUGUGUGAUCAUCCUGGCCAAGGGCCUCUUCCUCCUUCCCUGCCUCAGCCUCAGACUCUCCAAGAUCCGCAGGGGCUGGGAGAAGGAUGGUGCUGUCAAGUUCAUGCUGCCUGCUGAGCACACGCAGGGGGAGAAAACGAGCCACGUGUGAGGGAGGCCCCGGAAAUGGAGACGGGCACAGCUUGUAGGG